AUGUCGCAGCUCAUGGCUGAUUGGAAGAAGAGUUACGACUUGGAAAUGGAUCCCCAGCUCGAGCCGGCGGACACUCUCAGAGGCCGAGUCUUCCGUGAGUUCAAGCGAAAGUCUAUGACCGUUCUUGAGAUGCGUAAAGUGAAGACUGUGGUCUCGGCAUGCGUUCCAUCUACCACGGAGGUGGCUAUGCUCUCAGACAGCCUGGCCUUGCAAUUGAAGCGCGAGCAGAUUUCCCCGAUCAAGGACGUUGUGCAGUACUACUGGCGGUUGCGUACUUUGUGCUACUGCUGGGCUUUCUGUGGUAAUUGGAUGAUGGUUGAUCAUGAUGGUGUCUCCCGCAAGAUGAUGACUCUCACUGAUGCUCUUGCUUACGCAGACAACGCAUUGCGCGAAGCCAUGACCUAUGGCGCAGGAAGCCUCUCAUGGUUGGAGCGUGUGGACACGCUCACAAGGGGCCGUAUGGCCUCUCUUGUACGGCGAGGCUGGUCUGCCAGUCAGGCCCUCAAGGAAGCCCGGAGAGAGUCAUAUCUUGAUUGGCGUCCGCCGGCAUCAUCCGACCCCCAGGGCGAGGCUGGCCCUGCAAGACGCCGUCCCGAUGGAGUACCGGAACCUCCUGCCAAGGUUGCUCGGCCCCUAGUGCGCACAGUGAGCAUGCUGAAGGGUGUCAAGAAGUUGCGCAAGCCCUGGAACGAUGACAGGGGCUGCUCGGGCAACUGUGGCAAUGCUCAUCUUUGUGAUGUUCGUUUGGAGUCAGGCGAGGGCUCCCCUGCGCCUCCUGGGGAGCCUCCUCGCUCCGUGACUUUGGAGGCUGUGGCUAGUACAUCGGCGUCGGCCCCGAGCACACCUGUGACCAACUGUGCCCCCGCCUUGGAGGAUGUGGAUCGAGUGGCCCUUGACCUUCUUGCAAAGGAGGAUUUCUCGGAGCAGGCAUGCCUCCAAAUUCUGCGCGGUUGUUUUGCCAAGCCUACGUCGAAUCGUCGGCUUGCUGUACUAGGUCAAGCGGGGCUUGUUAACUACCACAUCCUGGGCUUCUUUGCUUCCCGCACAGGCAUCGGGCUUACGGAUGGUACAAAGCAUUUCCCCGCUGUGUGCAAGUACAUCAAUGUUUGGCUCAGGCAGUUCUUCCCCCAGGACUCUUGGUGCAGCAUUGCUGUUAGCUUUAACUUGCUCACAAAGGUGCAUGCGGACAUGUCGAAUGACCUGGCCAUCCCGAACAAGUGCAUCGCUUUGGGCCCUCAUAAAGGUGGUCGUUUGUGGCUUGAAGACCCCCGGGGCAAAGUCGAGUACCGUGAUUCAGGUGGACAGAUCCAUUUGGGUCGCCAGGUGGACAUUCGCAUGAAGCCAUGUACGUUCCAACCUCGGCAAUUACACGGCAGUAUCCUGGAUCCUUUCCAAGGUGAGCGGUGGGUCCUCGUUGCCUAUGUCCCCGAGGCCUUUCGCCGGAGUGAGCCCGCAAUCCAUUGUCAGUUGCGUGAUCUGUUGUUCCCAGUGUCGGACCUCGGCCUGUGUCGCAUGGUGCAGUUCUCAAAAGCCGGUGAAGAAAGAUCCGAAGUCCGCACGGUCCAGAUGGAGGGGGCCUCGGAUGUCAGGGCUCCUGAUACCUUAGACCACAGGGACCGUCGUAGCCUGUCGGAGUUGCUCGUGGCGGCGAGGCCGGUCGUCUGGCGUGGAGCUGGUGAUCUUCUUCAGGUUCCAUGGGCUAAAGGUCCCCCGGGCCGUUGGCUGAUACUUGACCUCUUUGCGGGAUAUUCGGGUCUGUGCAUUGCCGCCUUGUCGGCAGGCCUGCACUUUUGGGCUCUCACCGCCGAGACAGAUGAGGGGGCCCGCAAGGUAGCGUCAGCUGUUAUGCCCAGCAUUGUUCAUGUCUCGGAUGUUGUCGAUGUGGAGGUUGAUGCCCUGCUUCCAUUCAUUCGCCGUCGUCGACCUCGAGGCAUAAUCAUUGGUGCAGGCACCCCGUGUCAGCCCCACAGUGUCCUCAAUCGACGGAGACGAGGCAUGGAUGAUCCACGUGCCAGGGCCCCGGAACAAGUUCGUGAUCUUGCUGCCGCUCUUCGUGGCCAUCCAGAAUGUGAUCGACUGGAGGUGCUGGUCCUUCUUGAGAAUGUGGCUUCUAUGGAUGCCGUUGCCUGUGCUCAGUACUCCGAGUGGAUGUCGUCGCAACCUGUGGUCAUUCAGGCUGCCGAUUGUGGCUGGACGGCCAGGCACCGCAUCUACUGGCUGAGUGGACGCACCCGAACCUUGAGCCCGACAACCUGUCAGGCGCCAUCCGAUUGGACUUGGGCCUCGGACGAUCGUGGCCGGGCCCAGCUUAAGUACUGUGGCCAGAAACCAGUUCCUAGUCGGGUGCACUUCGAAGGUGGGUUUCAGCUCCUUCAAGAUCCAGCCAUGGUUAUGAAAGGGGAGGCAGAGCCUGUGUUCACUUUUACCCGGGAGUUCUUUCAUCCUGACGACAACACACAAGGUGUUCCUGCUCAAGCUGUGCGGCGAUUUCGGCAAGACUCUCAGCGAUUUCCUCCAGCAGCCUACAACGAAACAUCAUUGGUUUGGCGAGGUGAUGAGUGGAGGCAGUUGUCUCCCUCUGAGAGAUCCCAGAUGCUUGGAGUCCCGCCUUCUGCUACUGCAGCCGUGACUGGUAACCAGGAUGAAAGAUGCCGCGUUCGCAACAGCCUCCUGGGGAAUGGGUUCCAUUUGCCUUCCAUCCUUGUGCUGAUUUCGGUGCUGGCCCAGCUGUGUGAUGCCAAGAUUUCCUUCAUGCCCGACCCGCAGCAGGAAGCUUUAAGGGCUCGCACUGCUAAUACCGUCUGGGGGGGUGACUGGCUCUACAACGCUCCAGGCCUGCUCUCGGUUGACGAUGUCGUGCAUGACAUGGAGAUGCAGUUCGAGCCAUUGUCUGUGCCCCCACUGGUUUGGCAGGAGUGUCGAACGUCUCUCUCGCAUUGUGACAUCGUGCUGCCCCAAGCCUUCUCUUGUUUUCAGCGCAGUCGUGGGAAAGAUUGGGAUCAAUGCCCCCCGCGACCCAUCUUGGCCAGGGACCGCACGCAGAUCUUUGCAUCCAACUCCGGCCAGAGAUACUCUUCCGAGGAGUCGCGAGGGUUGGAUUUUCUUCUCCCGCCAGGUUUGGGCAAGUAUGGCCAUGUGUUGGCGUCCGCCCAGCUCCAGAUUGCUUACCACUGCUUGCUGCUCGCCAACGCCAUUGUCUUAAAUGCAUCUCACGUGCUCGUACUCCGCUUCGUCAAUGGUUGUGUGGGGCACGAUGCGACAGUGCUCUGCGCCAUAUCUUUUGUGCACGGCUUCGCCAUUGUCGGAGAAAUCCCUCGCACAGAUAUCUUCCGCGAGAUUGUGCCCAAGGAGGCUGAGGACAUUCAAGCUUGGCUCGGUGAUGAUGCUGCGCAUCGCGUUGAUGAGAUCAUGUCUAAGGGACCGCCUCGAUUCUCCGAUGAAAUUUGGGCUGUGACUCAACAGGAAAUCGACAAGGGCUUUUGUUCCCAGCCGCUGACGCGCUCCCACGUCGACAAGCUCUUCGGUCGUGGAGGCUGGAGGCCUUUAGAACGGUUCCUCAUCAUUCAACCUGAUGGAAAGCAGAGGGUGAUAGAUAAUGCGAAGCGCACGGGCCAUAACGAUCAUGUCCAAAUGUUGGAGACGAUCUUCACGGUCUCCGUCGAUUUUAUAGCCUGUGCUAUCCGUGAUGUCCUCAACCUCAUUUCGGUCGAUGGCGACUGCUUACCUCCACAGGUGGAUGAUUGGCUUGAUGUUCGCGUCGGCACUGACGAUCUGCCGGAUGCUUACAGGGGCCACCCUGUCCUUCAGAGCCAGCUCAAGUUCUCCAUCGUUGCCGUCUAUGUGCCAACUGCCGGUUGGAGGUUUAUUAUUCUGUGGGGCUUGGCCUACGGAUUGGAGGCCGCGGUAGUGGCGUUCAAUAGGUUCUCCACUUUUGGUGUUUCCAUUGCUCGGAGGUGUGCUAGCUCCAUGGCGGCGGCCUACUUCGACGAUGAGCUGUCGGUUGAGUUCGUGCACGGCUCCUGCAUUUCCCAGACGGGGUUAAAACUGGUGUUUAAACUCCUGGGGGCACCUCCUCAACCGGUUAAAAGCUUCCCUCCAGCAGCUGAUCGUCAUUACUUGGGAGCCUCUGUCCAUGUCGGCGAUGUGUUUGCCCACCGUGAGAUCUGCGUUCAACCCAAAUUCUUGACGGUGCAGAAAGUGCUUUCUAAGAUUGAUCAGAUCAUAAAUGUCGGCCGCCUUGAUCGUGAUGGCGCUGGAAAACUUCGCGGUGAUCUCAUGUGGCUGUUCUCCUCCUGCUCAGGUUUCGCUGGCAAGUAUGCCGGGCCUCUUCUUGCGCGAUAUCAACAUGGCGACGAUCCCUCUUUGGACGACGAGGCCCAGCUGGUGCUGUCCUCGCUGAAGGAUCUCGUGCUUGCCGCUGGCCCGCGCAAGAUAUCUGUGCUGGGCAAUCCACCGAGCCCGCUUUGCAUCUAUACUGAUGCUUCGUUUGAGAACGGUGAACUUCGACUCGGAUGGAUUAUCCUUCGUGAUCGGGUUUGCUUAGCCGCGGGUACAAGUGUUGUGCCCCCAAGCGUCCUUGACGCUUGGAAGCCGCGUACUCAGCAGAUCUUUCCAGGUGAGGCGCUGUGUGUUUUGGUGGUCCCAGCGCUCCAUCCGCAGCUCCUUUUUCAGGAAGAUGCUGUUUGGUUUGUUGAUAACCAGGCUGCGCUUGUUGCCGCUAUCAAGGGGGGAUGUCGUGAGACUGACGUCCACGCGAUCGCGUAUGCAGCUGCUACUUUGAGGACUAGGCUCUCCUUCCGAUGCUGGUUUGAAUGGGUGGAUUCUGACUCAAACCCAUCUGAUGGGCUCUCUCGAGUGGGCCUUCAAUGCGAGUUCAUUGCAUCUCAGGGCUGGUCUGCUGAGGAGUUUGUUCUUCCAGCUCUCUUUGCCAAUCCUGCUGACGUUUUGAGCUCGAUGGCUUCUCGCUUGAAUGCUGAAACAGUGGGUGAUUGA
Molecule: messenger RNA, 4992 nt
Organism: Symbiodinium necroappetens
Lineage: Eukaryota; Dinophyceae; Suessiales; Symbiodiniaceae
Source: the annotation of a GenBank genome assembly